CUGAAAGCUGUGUGCGUACAGGUUACGCCAAUGACGUCAACGCGUUACAGUACGUGUAAAGACUUGCCGCGCAAUAGCCAAUCGCAUUGGUGCGGGGGAUCACCCGGCAAAACAAACUAAUGAGUGGCAAGAUGCUGUCGAAUGGAGAUGUCAAUGCUUUUCUUCGUAAACUGGAAACUCUCCUGCGGACGAUAAAGUACCCAGGACAUGUGGACUAUAAUGGCCUUUCCAAAGGGGAUCCCUCCGCUUUCCUACCUAUUGUGAGCUUCACCCUCACCUCCUUCUCUCCACCUUUUGCUAACCAACUGAUGGAGGUUGGACUUGAGCUGACUGGCAAAACGGACCUUCGAUUCACUGACACUCUUUAUAAGGUACUGCGAGAUAUCUUCCACUAUAAGCCCAUACUGACCAAGCAGCAGUUUCUCCAGUGGGGGUUCUCUGUGAGGAAGAUCUCUGUGAUCUGUGACAUCAUUAACUUGGUCCUGCAGAAACACAACCUACUAAAGAAGAGACCCGUUAAACAUUUCCAGUUGCAGCAGAGAGUCAGAUGUCCUCCCUCACACAAGGAAGACAGAGGAGAAGCCCAUCCGACCCUGACUGAUGCAGACACUGUAAGCAUAGUGAUGUCCAAGAAGCCAGUGGUUGAGAAUCACAUGGGAAACUGCUCCAUUUCCCCCACAAACUCCUCCACUGCAGAAGCAUUCUCCUCCCAUAUUGUGACUCAUAUUUCUCAUAAUGAAGUGCACUCGUCCACUUCUCCUAGAGAGGGAGAGCUGGCAGGACAGGGUGUGGACAACGAUCACCUCUAUUCUUCAGAAGUAGAGGGGAGGCUGUCCGCACUGGAAGCUCACCUAGGGAGUGUGGUCUGUGUGCUGGACCGGCUCAGUGUGCUGGAGGAACGCAUGGAGGAACGCAUGGAGCAACACAUGGAGCAACGCAUGGAGCAACGCAUGGAGCAACGUGACCAACACAGAAACACAGACAAGGAUGAAGAACAGGUCAUCACGAUAUCCAGAGGGAGCUGGGAAAAUCUGAUGAGCAGAUUACUGUUAGUGGAAACUAAAGUAGAUCUGAACAAUAUACAGUUAGGUGUCCCGCCGCAGUGUCCAUCCUGUCCAUGUGCAUCUAACUACUCAUCCAGCUCCAUGUCUGAUGCUUCAAAGGUGAGACAGAACAAACACCCUCCUCUCUGUCACUAU
Molecule: messenger RNA, 1199 nt
Organism: Notothenia coriiceps (black rockcod)
Lineage: Eukaryota; Metazoa; Chordata; Actinopteri; Perciformes; Nototheniidae
Gene: cep44
Product: centrosomal protein 44
Exons: 9
Biological process (GO): centriole replication; centriole-centriole cohesion
Cellular component (GO): centrosome; spindle pole
Source: RefSeq, a predicted model, not a curated record